AUGGGCAAGGUGAUCCUCCUUCGCUUCAAGCCCUACCUGCCGAACUUCAUUCCUACAUUUACAUUCAAGCUCACUAGCCGACUGCGUCCACUAAGUAAUGUCCGUGCUGAGAAGCUACUCCCGAACACUACCGCCAAGAUCCAGACGCUGGAUCAGGGAAUCAUCAAUAGCAUUAAACACUACAUCUUAUCGCAAAAAAUGAUGUUCGUAUUGGAUCGCCUAGGCGAAGGUCUCGGCAACCAGUACAACGUCGACCAGCUAACUGCACUGCUCUGGUGCGAGGCUGCAUGGUCUAAAGCGUUCCUUAUUCAGGCAGAUUUCUAUUCAACAUCAGCUUUCUGUUGCUUCAACAUGAAGCUCAGGAAUCUAAUGCUGAGAUGGACGCCCGCGACACAACUUGUGCAUCCGGCAGUGCAACAAAAUGCUGUCUGA
Molecule: messenger RNA, 432 nt
Organism: Phytophthora infestans T30-4
Lineage: Eukaryota; Oomycota; Peronosporomycetes; Peronosporales; Peronosporaceae
Exons: 4
Coding region: 1-432 (143 amino acids)
Source: RefSeq, a predicted model, not a curated record